AUGCCGAAAGUCGUUUUCUCCUAUUUCCCUCUGAAGGCGUUAGGUGAGUCCACUAGGUUGCUCCUAGCUUACGGUGGUCAGGAGUUCGAAGACCGUCGUAUAUCGUUCCCUGAUGAAUGGCCUGCUAUUAAACCUACCACACCCUUUGGGCAGUUGCCAGUUUUAGAGAUCGAUGGUAAAAAAUACGCACAAAGCGUAGCCAUUGCGCGCUACCUCGGUCGCAAGUACGGGCUCGCCGGGCAGGAUAUUGAGGAAGACUUCGAGAUCGACCAGAAUGUCGAGUUUCUUAAUGACAUCCGUGCUAAGGCAGCGACAGUUCACUACGAGGCCGAUGAGGCGAAUAAAGCAAAGAAACAUGAAGACUUUAGCAAGAACGUGUACCCGGUAAUGCUCAGCAAGUUGGAUGAAAUUGUAAAGAAAAAUAAUGGUCAUAUUGCUGCUGGAAAGCUUACGUGGGGGGAUUUUGUUUUCGCCGGUAUGUUCUACUAUCUCAAAGCAAUGAUGCAAAUACCAGAUCUAGAGAAACAGUACCCAAGCUUCCAACGAAUCAUCGACGCAGUAUAUGCAGAUCCUAAAGUAAAAACUUACAGCGAGAAUGUACCUAAAUCUGAGUAUGAUUUC
This is a messenger RNA of Brenthis ino (lesser marbled fritillary), 621 nucleotides long. Lineage: Eukaryota; Metazoa; Arthropoda; Insecta; Lepidoptera; Nymphalidae. The record is from the annotation of a GenBank genome assembly.